This is a messenger RNA of Aspergillus japonicus CBS 114.51, 2016 nucleotides long. Its product is annotated as putative GABA permease. The record is from RefSeq and is a predicted model, not a curated record. NCBI's taxonomy places the organism in Eukaryota, Fungi, Ascomycota, Eurotiomycetes, Eurotiales, Aspergillaceae. Gene Ontology annotation, molecular function: transmembrane transporter activity. Gene Ontology annotation, biological process: transmembrane transport. The transcript has 3 exons. Gene Ontology annotation, cellular component: membrane. The coding region runs from base 395 to 1984 and encodes 529 amino acids.
AAGAUGGUCAUGGGUGACGUGCGGGGGAAUUAAGCAUUCCAGUAACUUAAUGAGUCCGGAGGAGUACAUACGGACUGACUUCAUUGCACUAUUCCAAGUUGCUGGGAACAUUCCUAUCACUGCACUAUUUCACCAUCACCACUUCCACUUCCUCUCCCUCUUCCACCUCCACCUCUAUUUCCUGUUUCACUCACUCUAUUCAUCCCAUCAUCCCCAUUUAUACACUCCCUCCUUCCUUCCUCUCACCUUCCUUCUUUCCUCGCGGGUUACCCUGGUCGCAUUCGCUACGCUCCUCUUCUUCUCAGCUCUAGUCACCACUCUACCUGACCUGCGAUGACAACCUUUGAAUAGAAGCUCUCCUCUCAACUCCUAUAACUCCCAUCCAUCCAUCAAUAUGCGUCAAGCCUCUGUGGAUGCCAACGCCGAUGAGGCGUUGGCUCGCAUGGGGUACAAGAGCGAAUUGCCGCGCAACUUGAGCAUGCUCAGUAUUCUAGGCCUGUCCUUUGCAAUCAUGGCCGCGCCCUUCGGUCUCAGUACCACCCUCUACAUCACCCUCGCCGAUGGCCAGUCGGUGACCAUCAUCUGGGGCUGGGUCCUCGUCACAUUCAUCUCCAUCGCCAUCGCCGCAUCGCUUGCUGAGAUCUGCGCCGUCUACCCUACCGCCGGAGGUGUAUACUACUGGAGUGCCAUGCUGCCGACCCGACGCUGGGCCCCGAUGCUGUCCUUUAUCGACGGCUGGCUGACGCUGGUUGGCAACUGGACCGUCACCCUCAGCAUCACCUUUUCUGGUGGUCAGCUGAUCCUGAGCGCCAUCUCCCUGUGGAAUGAAGACUUUGUGGCCAACGCGUGGCAGACGAUCCUCACCUUCUGGGCGGUCAUUCUCGUCUGCGCGCUGGUCAAUAUCUUCUUCUCCAAGUACCUGGACUUGAUCAACAAGGUGUGCAUCUAUUGGACCGCGGCUAGCGUGAUCAUCAUAUUGGUUACACUCUUGACGAUGGCGGAUCAGCGUCGGGAUGCCGAGUUUGUGUUUGCGCACUACGACUCUUCGCAGAGUGGCUGGCCGUCCGGCUGGGCUUUCUUCGUGGGACUCUUGCAAGCCGCGUAUACGCUGACCGGGUACGGCAUGGUGGCCUCAAUGUGCGAGGAGGUGCAAAACCCGCACCGCGAGGUGCCCAAGGCCAUUGUCCUGUCGGUGGCGGCGGCCGGUGUCACGGGCCUGGUGUAUCUGAUUCCGAUCCUGUUCGUCCUCCCCUCGGUGCAGUCGCUCCUCGACGUCGCCAGCGGACAACCGAUCGGGCUGAUCUUCAAGACGGCCACGGGCUCCGCCGGUGGCGGCUUCGGUCUGCUGUUCCUGAUCCUGGGGAUCUUGAUGUUCGCCGGCAUUGGCGCCCUGACGGCCGCCAGCCGCUGCACGUACGCCUUUGCCCGCGACGGGGCGAUCCCCGGCUUCCGACUCUGGCGCCGGGUCAACGCGCGUCUGGACGUGCCCGUGUGGGCGAUCGUCUUGUCGACCGCGGUGGACUGUCUCCUGGGGCUGAUCUAUUUUGGCUCCAGCGCGGCGUUCAACUCGUUCACGGGCGUCGCCACGAUCUGCCUGUCCACGUCCUACGGGCUGCCGAUCCUGAUCCUCAUGUGCCGGGGUCGUCGCGCGGUGCGCGAGUCGAGCUUCUCGCUGGGUCGGUUCGGGUACGCGAUCAACGGACUGGCCGUGUGCUGGAUCGUGCUGGCGGUGGUGCUAUUCUGCAUGCCCGUGUCGCUGCCGGUCGACGCCAGCAGCAUGAACUACGCCAGUGUGGUGUUUGCCGGGUUCGCGGCCAUCAGUAUCGGCUGGUACGUGGUGUAUGCCCGCAAGCAUUUCACGGGCCCGCCGGUGGCGGAGGAAGUGGAUGGGAUGCCUGGGGUGAUGACGGGAAAACCGGUGGAUCCGGAGAAUGUCCUGUCAGAGGGGGAGAAAGGGCGGAGGAGUAGCUCAGCGAAGAAUUGAUCCGGCUGGCCUUUCUUGGUAGUCGUCUUCUG